AGCAAAAAACAAUAGCAAAUGAUCUUUUUCGUCUAAUAGAUAGUAUACAAAUCUCUUCAACAAAAAAUAGUCAAGAAUGUUAUAAUGAUAAUGAAAAUUUUAGUGAUUCAACAAUUACAGAAAUUACAGAAAUUUCGAAAAUUCUAAUUAAUGAUAUUGAAAAUAUAGAUCCCCACUCUAUUCAUAGACGUAAUACUACAAGAGUCCAUAAUAAAUGUUGA
Messenger RNA from Scutellospora calospora, 221 nucleotides. NCBI's taxonomy places the organism in Eukaryota, Fungi, Glomeromycota, Glomeromycetes, Diversisporales, Gigasporaceae. The record is from the annotation of a GenBank genome assembly.